AAAAUAUAAAUAAAUAAAUAAAUAAACAGGAGCAGACCGUAACGACGACCAACGGAUGUUGUGUUGCCGUCCAUCCUGUUUUGCCAACUUCGAGGAUGACCUUUUGAGGGCCAGAUGUGGACCUCGAGGAAUCACUUCACGUAGAGGGAUCCGCGGGCGUCCCACCUCAAGUUUUCCAGUGCGUUACUGAGUUACCGAGUCACUGAAUUCACCCCACCACCUAUACCCCAAAAAUUACAGUUACUGAACCUCACUUGGUGGUUGUUUGCGACGAAAUAUCUUUCCGCCCAUCUCCCAGCCAGCCCACUCUUUUCCGUGGAUCGUGAAAGGCACGGGCAGGAUGAUGGUGCUGCCUAGCGUCAGAGAAAGUGUGCUUUCUACUUUCUUCUUUUCGUGGUUCCUCUGGUGGGAAGUAGAUGCUCGUACUCCGAAAGAUUGCGAAAUGGUGAACCUCAGGUCACUGGACGACCCAUUAUCCCUGACUUUGAAGGACACUAUUCUCUUGAGCAUCUUCCCUGGCGCGAACAAAUGGGACGCCUCUGCCCAGGUCACGGAUUCGACGGGCGCCCAGUGCCAUCUCGUCCUGCGACGGGACGAGAACGAAAGGUUGGAGGGUAUCAAAUGUCCCGGUGUCAACGGCGUCACCAUCUGGAAGAACAAUCAGAUCAGUGGCACCUGGAUGGACUACUUCGUAGACGUGGAGAGAUGCUUCGGCGGAGAGAACCUAUGCGCUUCUCAGAUGAGGGUCACUUUGGGGCAACAGUUACCGCUUGGGUUCUAUAAUCCCUUGUGGAAGGGGAUGCCCUUAGAACCGCCCCUCACCCUGACUUGGAAAAACAGGACCCAGGUAGAUCUGGUUGUCGGCUGUGACCGUGCAGUUUGCGUGCCGAAUUCGACAACUCUCGUGGGCCCAAUCAACUCCCGCAGGCGGUCCUUCUUCUUGAAGCCCGGAGACGCCCUUCGAGGAUUUUCGUUGCUGCUGAAGCCUUUGGUGGCCGAGUCCUACGACGUAGUUUACGUCAACCUGACGGGCGUGGCCCUCUCCGAAGGGAAUUGGGUUCAGGUCCUGCUUGAGGACACCGCGCCUUUCAAAAAGGUAGAUUUAGAAAUUACCGUCGAUGGCCAACUAGUCCUCACCCUGGAGAAAUACAAGGAUCAAUUUGUUUCAAAUACGGAUCCAAUCUAUCCAGCUGGACGGGAGCGGAAUACUGACCUGGUGUGACCCCAGGUCGUCAGGAGACUCAAGCACGGCUCAAGACCGCGUCAAAUCCGCUGUGAUCGGGGUGCUGGUCUGCACCGUCAUCCUACUCGCCGGAGCCUUCAUCUACUUCUGGAACAAGUCCCCGAAAGUCCUGCAUACGUCGAAGGACCCGGCUCCAACCGCGGGCAAGCAGCCAAACUCAAGAGGUCCCACGAGUCGACCCAGAGGCACUCCACCCGCGUCACCGGUGAGCGAGGAAUUCAUCUACGAGUCGGAACCCAGCGGACACCUUUACGAAUCGAUACGCGAGAACAGUUAUUUGUCGAUGCGCGGAGGGCAACAGCAGUCCUACGUGUCCAUGCACCCGCCUUCUCUCUACGAUGACGUCGACGGUGGGAACGGGAAUGGGAAUGGGAACAAGGAAGCAAAGGGACGAAGGAGGAACUUGUAUAUAAAUGUGUAUUAAGGCACGCAAGGUUUGUGAUGGGGUGUCUUACCUGGAUAAAGAAAUGCCAGUAAUUAUUUGAGUUUAACUCUAUUAUUAUUAUUAUUAUUAUUAUUAUUAUUAUUAUUAUUAUUAUUAUUAUUAUUAUUAUUAUUAUU
Molecule: messenger RNA, 1804 nt
Organism: Macrobrachium nipponense
Lineage: Eukaryota; Metazoa; Arthropoda; Malacostraca; Decapoda; Palaemonidae
Exons: 5
Coding region: 341-1222 (293 amino acids)
Source: RefSeq, a predicted model, not a curated record